AUGGCGGCCGCCUGCGCCAGAUCGUUGGUAAAGGUCGGUUGCGCGAUUAUGGAGAGUACGGCACUACGGCGACCCGGCAACGGCGCUCGCCUGCCUGGGAACGCCGACUCCCAAGUGUCCCGGAGGUUCUACUACGGAGGCGGGACGGGAUCCCGCGCCGGAUUACUGUGGUCUGUGCGGGCAGGAGGAAGCCGAGCACUGGGCUGCGCCUUCCUGUUCGGCGCUGGUGUGGGGCUCUACCACACCGUUAAAUUCUACUGGGCUAAGCAGCAACACUUGGCACAGGAGCAAACUCAGGGAGGUCCUUCGCCGUCAGCAUUCCCAUCCCUGACCCUGUACCAGUAUCAAACAUGCCCGUUCUGCAGCAAAGUCCGAGCCUUUCUAGACUACCAUGGCCUGGACUACCAAGUGGUGGAGGUGAACCCAGUCAUGCGAGGCGAGAUCAAAUGGUCAACUUAUAGAAAGGUUCCUAUCUUAAUGGUGGAUGAGAACAUGCAACUAAACGACUCCUCUGUCAUCAUAAGUUCACUGAAAACCUACUUAGUCAGCAAGGGUUCCAGUUUGUCUGACAUUUUGCGCUGCUACCCUGAGAUGAAGUCUGUCAACGAAAGGGGCAAGGAGGUGACGGAAUACAACAACAAGUAUUGGCUCAUGCUCAGUGAGGGUGACACGGCCGCGGUCUACCCCGACAAAGGCAUGCAGAAGGAGGAGAUGAAGUGGCGACAGUGGGCGGAUGACUGGCUCGUGCAUCUCAUCUCGCCUAACGUGUACCGCAGCACCGGAGAGGCCUUGGCGUCCUUCGAUUACAUUGUGCGCGAGGGCAAGUUCGGCACCCUGGAGGGCUUCUUCGCCAAGUACGUCGGCGCCGCUGCCAUGUUUAUCAUCGCCAAGCGUCUCAAAAGCAGGCACAAUCUUCAGGACGACGUGCGUCAGGACCUGUACAAGGCCGUCAAUGACUGGGUGGCGGCCAUUGGCAAGAAGCGCAAGUUCAUGGGCGGAGAGCGGCCCAACUUGGCAGACCUGGCGGUGUUUGGCGUCCUGCGUGUGAUGGAGGGCCUGGAGGCCUUCGAUGACAUGAUGGCCAACACCAAAGUAAAGUCGUGGUACCGCCGCAUGGAGAUGGCCACGCGCAACCAUCAGGGACGCUCACAGUUGUCACGGUAA
This is a messenger RNA of Nerophis lumbriciformis (worm pipefish), 1164 nucleotides long. NCBI's taxonomy places the organism in Eukaryota, Metazoa, Chordata, Actinopteri, Syngnathiformes, Syngnathidae. The record is from RefSeq and is a predicted model, not a curated record.